Messenger RNA from Cyanistes caeruleus (blue tit), 2837 nucleotides. The record is from RefSeq and is a predicted model, not a curated record. NCBI's taxonomy places the organism in Eukaryota, Metazoa, Chordata, Aves, Passeriformes, Paridae.
AUAUCAGCUACUGACCAUGUCAACAGAGUUCCAGGAUGCUCACCUUGCAGAGGUGAAACCUCUGGUGGAGAAGGAGGAGGCUAUCACUCGCCUCCUUCCAGACUUCGAUGUUCAGGAGCAAGAUGUGGAGACUGUGCAUGGCUCCGUGCGCGUCACCAUGUGUGGCACCCCCAGGGGGAACCGUCCGGCCAUCCUCACCUACCACGACAUCGGCCUCAACCAUAAAACUUGCUUCAAUCCUCUCUUCAACUUUGAGGAUAUGCAGGAAAUCACCCAGCACUUUGCAGUCUGCCAUGUGGAUGCACCUGGCCAGCAGGAUGGAGCUCCAUCUUUCCAGACUGGGUAUGUGUAUCCCUCCAUGGAUCAGCUGGCUGAAAUGAUUCCUGGAAUCCUGAAACAGUUUGGGCUGAAGACCAUCAUAGGAAUGGGAACUGGAGCUGGUGCCUACAUUUUAACCAGAUUUGCUUUAAACCAUGCAGAGAUGGUGGAGGGAUUAGUUCUCAUUAAUGUAAACCCUUGUGCUGAAGGUUGGAUGGACUGGGCAGCAACUAAGAUUUCAGGUUGGACAAACGCUUUGCCAGACAUGGUCAUUUCACAUCUAUUUGGAAAGGAAGAGAUUCACAGCAACCAUGACCUGAUCCAUACUUACCGUCAGCAUAUCAUUAAUGAUAUGAAUCAAACCAACCUUCAUCUCUUUGUCAACUCUUACAACAGGUAAAUACAUUUACCUGAUUUCUAACUGGAAACUUCUAAGAGGCUGUCCAGCUCUUUAGAGAGAAAUCCUGGAGUGAAUGUUGUCACCCUUCAGUGUCCUGUCCUCCUGGUGGUCGGUGACAGCUCCCCAGCAGUGGAUGCCGUGGUUGAAUGCAACUCAAAGCUGGACCCAACAAGGACUACACUUCUGAAGAUGGCUGACUGUGGUGGGCUCCCCCAAGUUUCCCAGCCUGCCAAGCUUGCUGAAGCUUUCAAAUACUUUGUUCAGGGAAUGGGAUACAUGCCCUCUGCCAGCAUGACCAGGCUGAUGAGGUCCCGCACUGCUUCUGGCUCCAGUGUGACCUCCUUGGAAGGACAGAGGAGCCGAUCCCACACCGGGGAGGGAACGAGGAGCCGAUCCCACACCGGGGAGGGAACGAGGAGCCGAUCCCACACCGGGGACGGUUCCAGGAACCGCUCCCACACAGACACACGGAUCGAGCUGACGCCGAACUCGGCAAGCAACGCUGAACAAUCGAGCCCCAAGUCCAUGGAAGUGUCCUGUUAGAUGGCUGUGGGAGGUUUUAAACUGGUCACAGUGUGAAAAAGUAAUGGAUGCCCCCUGUGUAUCACAAAAACAUAACUGGUAUUAAUCUCUAGCUAUUCUGUAGGAUGAACUCUGUUCACCAGGGUCUGAGAGGGACCAAAGAAAAGAAGCAUCUCAUUUGCUCUAUCAUUAUUCUUGUAUCUCAGACAGCUGCUGCUAUCGUGCCCUCCUUCAGUGGAUGCCAAAUUCUAAAGGAUACUUGCCAAAAGCUGAUGUGGUUGUAAACACUUCAGAGUCAAACCAGAAUUGCUCAAUACCCUCCUUUAAAAUCAAAGCUGUUACAGGCCCCUUUAUCUCUUACUCUCUUGAAGUUAACUGGCACAAUUUGAGAUGAGUCUCAAAGCGGGGGAGAAAAAAAAAAUCACUUUUAAGGACGACUUUAAGACAAGGAAACGAAACAAAUGUGUUAUGGCCUCAUGUUGAAGCUGGAGUUGAAUUCAUUGUAUAUAGCUUGACUUCAAAUGAUAGAAAAGUUAACGUAUCGUGCAUUUAUAGGCCUUCUAAUUCAUUAGUAUUCAAGCCUGUUUUCCUAUGUACAAUAAUAUACUACUAAAAUAGGCAAUUUUAAUGUGACUUUGAGGUGAACUAAAUCUUUAAGGUUUUUCAUUUCACUUUUUUGAGAUUUAGUUCCAGUCUUCCUUUCCUUCCCCCCUCAUAGACCCUAAAACCUGCUUAGCCAAAUGAGGACAGGAUUUAAAUUUGGUAAGCAAGGUAGGAUUUCCUGUUUGGGAACUUGGGCCAAAGGGUUUACCAAACUGCAGAAGCUGGUGUAGUUGUAACAAGUAGGGUAGCUGUACAUGCCAGCUAAGCAGAAACAGCUUGAUAUUUCCUUCAAAAAGCUUCUUAUCUUUGCAGCUCAAGUUUUUUUGUGUCCAGCACAAUUGUGAUAAAUUUGGAAUUCUGUAAGCAAAGACAGAUCCAGCUGUUCUUUGUGAGGAGAGAUGAAUAACUGUGGGAUGGGCAUGUAAUUACAUACUGUACAUUCAACUGCCACUAAUUACUAGAUUUGAAACUGAUGAGAUCUCACUGGUGCUGAAAAGUGUAUUCCACGAAGUGGUGGAGCAGCAACACUGUAUCUCUGGAAGACAGUGUCUAAUGACUUUGUAAAUGUCAUGAUCUGCUGGUUCUGCAUCUUUGCAUAGCCUCCUUGGGUUGCUUUCUUUGAAGCUAGUGGCUUGAUACCUUUCUGCCACUCAGAAUGUCACAGUUGGGUGUUCCUAAGUUUGUCCUUCCAUAGCUAGUGGGAGAGGAUUUCCAGAGCUCCAGUGCAUACCUGCUGAAUUGCAGUCCUCACACAGACAAAAAGCUCAAAUGCUGAGCAGUUAAUUAAUAUUUGGGAUUGCUUGUUCAGAAGAACACCAUCUAGGUUACUUUAUAUUGACUAACUUCAGCUCUUGUGUAGAAUAUCCAUAACAUUUUGUGGGAAGAACAGACAAUUUCCAGAAAGAAUAAAGCUAUUGUGUAAAGUCUAUCAAGAAAAGUUUCUUAAUGAAGUAUUUGUAUUUAUUUCAAAACAAAUAAAUUUGUAACUUUGCAA